CUAACGCAAGAAAACACAUCCCUCUUUCCCCAUCCCUUGUGCUCACGUGGCAAGUUUCUGUUGCUUUUGCUUCCCUGUGGCCUUUAAAAGGCCACCCUCUUUCCCUUCCCCCCAACGGAGAAAAGGUCAGUUGGGGUUCUGCGUUUGAGAAUGGCAUUAGAAGCUGUAGUUUUUCCACAAGACACCUUUGGUUAUUAUACUUGCAAGGAGUGGUAUGCCAUGGGAGGGGGAGCAUGGGGCUACGACUUUGCGGGGGUUGGGGAGGAGGAGGAGGAGGAGAAGGGGGAGGUGUUAGAAUGUGAGUCGGGUGGUAAGGGUGGUGGGAGUUGGGAUCCCACUUGCUCUUCCUUGGUGCAAAACCUCAAGGAAUGGGAUGCAAAUCCCUCGUUGCAGAAGGCUUGUGAGGGGACAGCAUUGGAGGGGGAGGCAGCGGCGGCAGGGCGGAGGAAGAGACGGCGUGCGAAGAGCGUCAAGAACAAGGAGGAGGUGGAGAGCCAGAGGAUGAUCCACAUUGCGGUGGAGCGGAACCGCCGGAAGCAAAUGAACGAGUACCUCGCCGUGCUUCGGUCCCUCAUGCCACCUUCCUAUGUUCAAAGGGGUGAUCAAGCAUCUAUCAUAGGGGGUGCAAUAAACUAUGUGAAGGAGCUCGAGCAGCUCCUCCAGUCCCUUGAGGUUCAGAAGAGGCUCAAGCAACGAUCUGAUGCAACCGAGCUCGCUCCUCCAUUUGCCGGCUUCUUCACUUUCCCCCAAUACUCAUCAUGCUCUUCUGGUAGCAGCCACAGCAGCAGCAGCAGCAGCAGCAGCAGCAUUGCUAACGAAGCAGCAGCUAAGAACCGCUCUGCCAUGGCGGACAUCGAGGUGACAAUGGUGGAGAGCCAUGCCAAUCUUAAGGUGCUCUCCAGGCGGCGGCCAAAUCAGCUGCUCAAGAUGGUGGUGGGUUUGCAGAAUACCGGCCUCACCACACUGCAUCUCAAUGUGACAACCGUCGAUCAGCUGGUCCUGUACUCCUUGAGCCUCAAGGUGGAAGAUGAUUGUCAAUUCACUUCAGUGGAUGAGAUUGCAACUGCAGUGUAUCAAAUGCUAGGGAGGAUCCAAGAGGAGGCUAAUUUCAACUGAAAAAAAAAAAAAAAUCACCUUCUCAGUGUAACCAUAUCAUUUUGGGAUCUAAUCAUCUGAUUUGUUGAAA
Messenger RNA from Elaeis guineensis (African oil palm), 1186 nucleotides. RefSeq names its product transcription factor bHLH94. The record is from RefSeq and is a predicted model, not a curated record. Gene Ontology annotation, cellular component: nucleus. Gene Ontology annotation, molecular function: protein dimerization activity; DNA-binding transcription factor activity. NCBI's taxonomy places the organism in Eukaryota, Viridiplantae, Streptophyta, Magnoliopsida, Arecales, Arecaceae. Gene Ontology annotation, biological process: positive regulation of DNA-templated transcription; guard cell differentiation; stomatal complex development.